AUUUUUAUUUUUUAUAAUUAAAGUGCAAAUUACACAGUGUGUUGGGAGACGAUUUCUGUUUGAUUAAAUCUGCAAGCACAAGUUGAGUGACAUAUUGGCGGAAUGCAAAGUAUGGUGGUUGAUUGUUCACUAAAACCUUGUUAGGGUUAGGGUUUUAGUAAAGUAGAGAGAUACACUUUGCUUACUCUGAACAAAUUAAUCUCUGUUCAGUUUUUUUUCAAGCUACGAAUUGGAAGAAAAUGUCGGAUUUCCUACCUCGUGAUGUGUUGAUCGACGUCCUCGCCAGACUACCGAUCAAAACCCUCGUCCGAUGCGCUUGUGUCUGCAAAUCAUGGUACUCUUUGCUCACAAACCCUAGUUUCAUCACCACACACCUCAAUCGAUCAUCUGUUGCGCACAACAACAACAACAACCUUCUACUAGUUCGAAGAUUCUCUAGUGAUGACGAUGAAGAAGAGCAUUACUCACUACUACGCUGCGAAAAAGAAAUGUUGUUCUGUGAUUAUGCAGAGCUUGACCUUCCACUGAAGAACGAUGGAGGAAACCCUUAUUUGAGGGUAAUCGGUUGCUGCAAUGGGGUCUUAUGCCUUUCCGAUGAUUUGAUUACUUACAUGGACAAGCUUUAUCUAUGGAAUCCAUCCAUUCAGAAGACGAUGACUCUUCCGCCAUUGCGUGUCACCUAUCAAUCACACGGUCCUUUUAUGCAUAGCAUCGGAUUCGGCUUCGAUUCACUGACUGAUGAUUACAAGGUUGUGAGGAUUGUGUAUCUGCACGGACCGGAUGGGUUUGAAGCUCCUCCUGAGGUUGACAUUUUCAGUGUGAGCACAGGCACAUGGCGGAACAUCAGCCAUUUGGGUCUUCCUUACACCAUCUUGGAGCGGGCUUCCCAGGCUUAUGUGAACGGUGCUGCACAUUGGAUUGCUUACGAUACGGAAAGGAGGAGUAAUUUCUUCUACUUGAUUGUGUCAUUCCACAUGGGUGAUAAGGUAUUUGGCGAGAUCAUGGUGCCCGAUAGCAUGGAAGAUGCUAACUGGAUGCUAGGUGUUCAUAUUGCUAAGGUUCAAGAAUCACUCUCUCUGAUCCAUAUCCAGCUUAUUGGCAUCCAAGUUACUUGUUGCAUAUGGGUGAUGAAGGAGUAUGGCAUAUCUGAGUCUUGGACUAAACAAUUCAAUAUUGAUAUGAGUGAAGGAUUAUUCAAAAGUGUAACUGGCUUUACAAGGAAGGGCGAAGUUCUAUUUGGGACAAAAGCUGGGUAUCUGGUAGCUUAUGAUCCGGAAGCCAACCGAGCAGUGCCUCUUCAUAUUCAUGGAUCUACCGAUUCAUGGUAUAGGGACUCAUUGUACUCAGAUGCUUAUACUGAGAGCCUAGUUUUAUUUGGAGUAAUAUUUCAUGAUACAGUCACUUGUAAGGAAUCACCUGUUUUGCAUGGAAAAGUGAGUGGAGCUAAGAAAUCCAGGAAAAGGAGAGGAAAAACAAAGAAGAAAGGGAAAGAACAGGGCUCUGAUCAGGGUGCAAAAUCAAAUGAAGAAGCUAGAGAAGGUGUGGAACUGUUGUUUGAGUAGAAGUGUCAAAGUGAAUUCUUUCCCUGUUUUUUGUUACUUUUACUUGGCCUGCGGUACAAAAAUUGUAUACUGAUAUGGUUAAAAACUUACUUUGGGCAAUGUUCAAGUAACUUAAGAAUUAUGAUGAUUUUGAAGUAUUGGAGCAUUUGGGCUUGAUGUGAACCUUCUUUGGGAAACAAAUUAACUCACUUAUGAUGAUUUUGAACACUUGGAGCAUUUGGGAUUGAUAUGGCUUUAGAAGUUGUGCUGAAAGUAUU
Cornus florida is the source of this 1819-nucleotide messenger RNA. RefSeq names its product F-box protein At3g07870-like. The coding region runs from base 240 to 1562 and encodes 440 amino acids. Gene Ontology annotation, molecular function: protein binding. The transcript is spliced from 2 exons. NCBI's taxonomy places the organism in Eukaryota, Viridiplantae, Streptophyta, Magnoliopsida, Cornales, Cornaceae. The record is from RefSeq and is a predicted model, not a curated record.